This is a messenger RNA of Tigriopus californicus, 3570 nucleotides long. Its product is annotated as protein ECT2-like. Gene Ontology annotation, molecular function: GTPase activator activity; guanyl-nucleotide exchange factor activity. The coding region runs from base 158 to 3097 and encodes 979 amino acids. The transcript has 5 exons. The record is from RefSeq and is a predicted model, not a curated record. NCBI's taxonomy places the organism in Eukaryota, Metazoa, Arthropoda, Copepoda, Harpacticoida, Harpacticidae. Gene Ontology annotation, biological process: activation of GTPase activity; mitotic cytokinesis; nervous system development. Gene Ontology annotation, cellular component: nucleus; cell cortex.
AACGCCGUCAAAUCUGUGCCUGACUUCUUAGCCAGUGAGUGGGGCGGACUGAGUGAGUGACUUGACUGACCGAUUGAAGGCCGCAGGAUCAAAUCUGGUGAGGCCGACUGACCGCAUCGAGGCUCGAGACGACGUGGGGUAUCGUUACUCUUCGGCCAUGGCCGUGAAUUCAUCGGGAGGCCCGGAUUGGUUGGCCGUGCCGGGCAGCACGCCCACGCGGGGCAUGACGGCCACGUCGGGGGGGCCCGGCGGCCUCUCGCCCGGAUCCGCCUCGCGCUCCUUGAGUUUGCACAAUAAGUCGGGCCAGCCCUUGAUUCCGGUCCAGCGCUUAAUGGGAUUAGGCCCCGAGUUCAGUCAGGCCCAGACGCGGGCCCAAUGCCAGGCCUGGGCCCAAAAACUCGGCCUACCCAUCCAUUUUACCGAAUCCGUGGCCGAAAUCUCGGAUGAGGAGGGCUUAGCGUGGGUCUUGUCGGAUUUUCAAGGUCCGGCCUUUGAUCGUUUGACGGGCGAAGAGCGCACCUUGUUCGGCCUGACGGCCUUGGCCGAAAUGGCCGAAGUCGAGCGAGGCACACUCAUGAUGUCUAGCCGGCCUUUGUUCUGCUUGAGCAUGCGCGGCUUCGGCAUCUGUUUCAACGAAGGCUAUCGAUCCCGCGAAUGCAAGCGCGACUUGAAGCGCUUCAUCUUCUGGAUCCACUCCAUGGGGGGCCGGGUUCUGCCCGAUCUGGCUCAAAGCAAAGGCCAAGCCACCCAUUUGGUGGCCCGCGAUUGUCAGGGCGAAAAAUACACCUACGCCUCCACCUUCGACAUUCCCAUCAUGCAAGACACUUGGCUAGCGCAAGCCUGGGAGCGGCGACACACCCCCGGAUUCCGCGCCAAUGAACCCGAAUUUCAAGCCCGGUGGAAGGUCAAGCCCUUCCAUGGUGCCCGCAUCCACUUCCUGGGCUUCAGUCCCGAUGAACGGGCCCACAUGGUGGAGGAGUGCCAACGCAACGGAGGUCAAGAAUGUGCCGAUUACCAACAGCCCGGAUGUACCCAUAUCGUGGUCGAGGACAGUCACAUCACGGCCAUGCCGCCCCAGGUCCGUCCUGAGAUCCACGUGGUCAAAGUCGAGUGGUUCUGGGCGUCCAUCCAAAUGGAGGCUUGCGCCGAGGAGAACAUGCAUCUGUUUGCCGAUUAUCUCGGACAUUGCUUGAGUCCGCGCACCCCGUAUUUCUCGCCUAAUACCCCGGGAUCCCAUGGGCGUCGAAAAAAGCGCCGCACGGAGGCCGUGCGUCAACUGGCCCAAGGGGACGUGGGCCUACCUUCGGUGGUGCCUUCCACCAACAAGAAGGCCCGGUCCUCCUUGAGUGAAUUGGUGUCGCAUAGCGGGUCGUUCCUGGACACGCCCGAAAAGGGCCGAUCUGAGUCCACCCCGCAAUUCGAGCACGCCCACACGCCCGCCAAGGCUAACGGCGUGGUCAAGAGUCCACGCUCGCCCGUGAAACCCGAGGUUGUGCCCCUCUCGUCCAUGACCGCGAGACAAAUGGUCUUCUCCGAGUUGGUUCAGACCGAAGAGAAUUACGUGUCCAUUCUCAAGACCAUUGUGAGUGUGUUCAAAGAGCCCCUGGAGGACCCCAAGAUGGAAUUGUUGAACCCCACGCAAAUGAAAAUCAUCUUUGGCAAUGUCCCGCCCAUUCUGGAGGUGCACUCCGCCAUGCUCGCGGAAUUGCGAGCCAUGCUUUGGGAUUGGCGAGAGCAUCACUGCAUCGGUCGGGUGUUUCUCAAGUAUGCAGAUGACCUCAUGCGUGCCUAUCCGUCGUUCGUGAACUUCUUCGAGAACUCCAAACAGACGCUGGAGGAGUGUGAUCGGACGAAUAUGCGCUUUCACGCCUUCUUAAAAGUGUGUCUGGGGAGACCCGAAUGCGGUCGACAGACCUUGGCCGAGCUCAUGAUCCGCCCCGUUCAACGACUCGGCAGUGUCACCCUCCUUCUGAAUGAUCUGUUGAAACACACCAAGAAGGACAAAGAUCAUCCUGACAGUCCUUUGCUUGAAGAGGCACUCGUCAAGAUCAAAGAGGUUCUGACGAAUAUUAACGAGGACAAGCGCAAAACAGAGGGACAAGUGCAUAUUUUUGAAAUAUUUAGCGAUAUCGAAAACUGUCCACCCCAAAUCAUCUCAUCGAAUCGACAGUUCCUGUGCAAAGUCGAUGUAGUGGAACUGGGUGGAUCCGAUGAAUUGUGUGGCAAAGGCACCGACAUGACCCUGUUCCUUUUCACGGAUGUCCUUGAGAUGAGCAAACGACGUCGCAAUCAAGGCCGAACAGGAUUAGGGGUCAAGAGUCCCAGCACAAUGAGCCUUCGAAAUUCUGGCCUCGUCACGACGGCCGGACCUCCGCUUACUUCCUCGCGACCUCAUAAACACAUUCACCUGAUGAACUUGAACGCCAUUCGAAGAGUGGUUGAUUUAGUAGAUGGGGACGAGUGCACCGACUGCUUCACCUUGGUUUGUCGAAGUAACGAGGAACUGAAGGAGCGCAUGUACGUGUUUCAAAUAGUCUCAGACGACAUGAGAAAGACCGAUUUUCUCAAGGUCUUAUGUCGCAACGUGGCCAAUACCAUGUACCGUCCAGACCCUGAUACUUACUUGGUCAAAAUGCGCUCGUGUGACCUCGAGCUGACAACCUCUGACCUGAACGUGAACAAGACCUACAAGAGCUUGAAUCGGGUAAAGAAGGCGCUCAGUAUACACCGCACGCCCAACAAUCGUAUGACCCGCGCAGUCUCCAGUAUGAUCUCCCCACUUAUGACCUCUUCUUUGCCGCGAGGGAGCUUGCUUCUGGGCAACUCUGGUGGGCGCAAUCGUCUCACCUCCACGCCCUCCGGUGAUCUCAAGAAUCUCAGGCUACAGUCAUGCUCAGAUCUCUUGUCAGCCGAUAGCCCGCGCUCAGCCCGAGCCAGUGGGCGCGCUAUGCCACCCCCGCCAAGCAUGGAUGUAGAGGAGAGUCCGCGUGGCUCCAAAUUGGGUGGCGCAUUUGCGAUGCCGCGUACGCCAACCAUGAAUGUGAAGCGCCGGGCUUCCUUCAAAUUCCUUUCCAAUUCUCUGGGGAAACGCUUCUAGAGUAGCCUUAGAUGAUGAAUGAGCGGGUCGGUGUUGUAGGUUGGAAAAUAUAUAAGCUCUUAACAUACGGAUAUAUAGUGAUGGCGGCAACGUUGAAGAGGGAAAUUCUGUUGUACAAUAUAGAUUCUAUGAAACCGCACUAAAAGCCAAGAUUCUCACGCUACCGUAUACCUUCUCUUCCCCAUCUCGAACCUAACACUAGCGUCACACGAUGAACGAGCAUCUUUUGCUUUAUUUGACAUGUGCACAUAUGUUCGCUUUUCUUGCUGCAUUUCUCCGAGGGAUUCAUGGUAACCAAAUAAGUCUGCAAAAAAAAUCGCUUUAUUGUUCCGUCAUUUCAAAUACGAGUUACAAUGGUAAUAACCUAAACGUAUAACAACAAAAGUAAUAAUGAUCAUCGUCAAAGUAAUCAUGUAACAACAGCUAUACUUGCGUAAUAAAAAAAUAAAUUAUGCGAUGGAAUGUUUCCCAGA